AGUCACGUGAUUGCUGCUAUUAUCGUCAGACAGUCGAUAGUCGAAGGGUUACAGACAUGGCAGCCGAAAUAAAUCGAUUAGAAGAUGUUCUUGAUGAACAUAUUCCAUCUGAUCAGUUAAAGGAGGUCAAGCGAAUACUUUUCGGUAAUGCGCCGAUUAAACUACCCUUGAAUAGCAAUGUAGAAGAAAAAGCUAAAUCGAUUAAUGUUGACGUGGAAGGCUAUAAAUUUGAUUGUCCUAAAGAACAGAGUAGAGCUGCUAGACUUGUCAGAGUAGGAGCCAUCCAGAACUCGAUAGCUAUUGGUACUGAUGAACCUGUCGUGAAUCAAAGGGAUGCAUUGCACAGGAAAAUUGGCAAAAUAAUUGAUCUUGCGGGAGAAUGCGGUGUAAAUGUACUAUGCCUUCAAGAAGCUUGGACAAUGCCAUUUGCUUUUUGCACUAGGGAAAAGUAUCCCUGGUGCGAAUUCGCUGAAUCUGCCGAAAAUGGUCCAUCAACUUGCUUUUUGCAAGAUUACGCAAAGAAAUACAAUAUGGUUAUCGUUUCGCCAAUUCUUGAAAGGGAUGAGGCUCAUGGCGAUGUUAUAUGGAACACGGCUGUUGUUAUUUCGAAUAAUGGUCAUUAUAUGGGCAAAUCGAGAAAAAAUCAUAUACCAAGAGUUGGCGACUUUAAUGAGUCGACGUAUUAUAUGGAAGGUGAUACAGGUCAUCGAGUAUUUCAAACUGCAUUUGGAAGAGUUGCCAUAAACAUUUGCUAUGGUAGACAUCACCCUUUAAAUUGGCUUACUUAUGGCUUAAACGGGGCGGAAAUCGUUUUCAAUCCUAGCGCAACUGUGGGUGGCCUCUCCGAACCAAUGUGGCCUAUAGAAGCAAGAAACGCUGCUAUAGCUAAUAGUUAUUACACUGUUGCAAUUAAUAGAGUGGGAAGCGAGCAAUUUCCUAAUGAAUUUACAUCAGGCGACGGUAAACCGGCGCACAAGAAUUUUGGACACUUUUACGGUUCAAGUUAUAUAAGCGCUCCAGACGGAAGUCGAACGCCAGGGCUUUCUAGAGUUAGAGACGGAUUAAUAUUUUCCGAGAUUGAUUUAAAUCUUUCAAGGCAAGUUAGAGAUAAAUGGGGAUUCCGAAUGACUCAGAGAUUGGAUAUGUAUGCCAAUAGUUUGGGUGAGGCAGUGCUAGAUGAAUUUCAACCAAAUAUCAUCACAGAAUAA
This is a messenger RNA of Dimorphilus gyrociliatus, 1208 nucleotides long. The record is from the annotation of a GenBank genome assembly. Lineage: Eukaryota; Metazoa; Annelida; Polychaeta; Dinophilidae.